CGGCAAUAUCGGUUAUUUGGGUCUCACCCAGGGCGGCGAGACGCCUGGUCUCUAUAUAACUGCAUCUUCCCUGCCAACAAGAACACACACUGGAACACCCAGGUCAAAUUCACCAGGUCAAACUCUCUGCUGUCCCCACUCCCACUACCUACGUACCAGCUCAUCCCAGACUCUUCCUUGACUCUCAUACCACCCUUAGUUGCUCUCAGUCCGGCACACGAUGCGCUUCACAACAUUUCUUUCCUCCGUCGCCGCUGGGCUGGGCACAGCAGCAGCCGCGCCCACAGCUGCGCCCCAAAACCUCCGAGUCGUCGGUGUGUCCGUGUUGGGCUCGGGGUGCCCCUACGGUUCCGCAGACGUCGCAGUCACCGACAGCAACACAGCGCUGGACAUCCGACUAUCGGAAUACGUCGUGAGGACCGGCCCCAACACCAUGGCGGCCGACUGGCGGAAGAACUGCAAAGUCACGCUGAACCUCGAAUACGACGCGGGCUUCCAAUUCUCGACGCUCAACACGGCCAUGACCGGCUGGGCGCACAUCCCGUACGGUGUGGAGGGCCAGUGCCAGAACACGUUCGACUUCACCGGCGCCCCGGGCAGCCAGGUCAAGGCCGGCAUCACGCUGGGCGGCGAGCGCGACGGCCGCUUCUCGCUGUCGGCCAGCCCGGACAUCGUGACGUGGUCGCCGUGCGGCGGGUCCACGGCCAUCUUCAACAUGAAUACCCAGUGCUGGAUCUCGCCGACGGAGAAGCAGGCGCUCAUCGCGGUCGAUCGCAUCAGCAGCAAGCUCUCUAUUCGUGUUGCGCUGCAAUGGAGGAGCUGUUAGACGGACGGAGCUUGGGGCGAGAAGGGAGGAUGCGUUGGGAAAUAACAAAAGUCUUUGUUCAUGAGGGUUGCGGUGGAUUGGAGCAUCGUUUCUUGCAUGGGGGAACAGUCAGAGCUAUGCCAAGUUCAAGGCUUUGUAUAAAGGGAUUUGACGGUGGACUUUCUGCUACUAGUAUUAUACUUCUAGGUUUAUCAUCGAUCUUGUAGCGUUGUUUUAACUCGAAGCAUGCUCCAAUAAGGGAUUUUCGAGCACGCCAAAUCUCAUGACUUGGUUGUACAAAACUAGUACCAGCUUUGCUGCC
Messenger RNA from Chaetomium strumarium, 1127 nucleotides. RefSeq lists its product as uncharacterized. Lineage: Eukaryota; Fungi; Ascomycota; Sordariomycetes; Sordariales; Chaetomiaceae. Bases 221 to 826 code for a protein of 201 amino acids. The transcript is spliced from 3 exons. The record is from RefSeq and is a predicted model, not a curated record.